AUGCCCAUGGUCAGGAGAACCAUUGAGCCCCGGCACCUGUGCAAAACUGCAGUGCCCGACAGGAUUGAUAGCGAGCUGGAAUGUGUGAACAACAACACCUUGUCUGCCAUCAUCCGUCAGCUCAGCAGUCUAAGUAAACACGCAGAAAAUAUAUUUGGUGAUCUUUUCAAUGAAGCCAACACCUUUUACGUGCGAGCAAAUUCACUCCAAGAUCGUAUUGACCGCUUGGCCAUCAAGGUCACUCAAUUAGACUCCAAUGUGGAAGAAGUGUCCCUUCAGGCCAUAAACCUGAGGAAAGCGUUUCAAAGCUCUAAUAUCCAGGACCAGCAGGUGCUGUCCAAAGGCAGCACUCCAAACUCGGUGACUAGCAUGUACGACAGCAGCGACCGUCCUCCGCCUCUCAGCGAUCUCACUGCUUACAGAGAGGAUGGCACUGAAGCUAUGAGAUUCUACUCAGACCCGUCGUACUUUUUUGACUUGUGGAAGGAGAAAAUGCUGCAGGAUACUGAGGACAAGAGGAAAGAAAGGAGGAGGCAGAGGGAACAGAAGCGCUGUGUGGAAAGUAGCACCCUCCAGUGCCAGGUGAAGAAGUUGAGAAAGGCUCGAAACCGCAGACAAGAGUGGAGCAUGAUGGCGUUCGACAAAGAUUUUCGACCAGAGCACUGCCACUCUCAAACUCUGCGGCGAGGAGCAUCAUCCGAGGGCUCACUCUCCCCAGAGGGCAGGCCUGAGGUUCCUGACUACCCUACCCCACCUGUGCCAGCCCUCGGUGCUUCCAACUAUAUCAAGUCGCACGGGAACGCGCAGCCCUCCCUGCCAGCAGAGCAUGAAUACCACAGUAUUGACGUCAAUAAGAUAACAGCUAAGGGUGCAGAAGCUCGGGGUGCAGAGAAGAUGAACAGUUCAAUACACCCGCCAGCAGAUUGCAAAUGUGCCCACCCUCUACCUGGCAAAGGUCCACCUAUGCCAUCAACCCACACAACCUCCCCUUUUCCACUACCAGCAGCUCAUAAGGGAGCGACUGUAAACGUUGGCCCAGGCUACCCAAUUCCACCUGUGCCUCCUCUGGGACCUUCCAUGUUACCUCCUCCAGGUCCACCUCCACCUCUGCCUCCUCCAGCUGCCCCAUCACACAUUUCAGGACUCUGUGGAAGCAUCAGAGCAGAAAUAAAACCAGUAAGAGAUGCGAGGUGUGGUCUUCUAUCUGCUAAACGCAUGGGCAUCCAUCUUAAGAAAGUACAAGAGCAGCAAGAGCUGCAGAGCAAGCGUGACCCAAUCGGGAAUGACGUAGCCACCAUCCUGUCACGGCGCAUCGCAGUAGAGUACACUGACUCCGACGAUGACUCAGAGCUGGAUGACAAAGAGUGGUCAGAUUGA
This is a messenger RNA of Syngnathoides biaculeatus (alligator pipefish), 1377 nucleotides long. Its product is annotated as actin-binding protein WASF3-like. Gene Ontology annotation, biological process: actin cytoskeleton organization; positive regulation of Arp2/3 complex-mediated actin nucleation. Bases 1 to 1377 code for a protein of 458 amino acids. The transcript has 8 exons. Gene Ontology annotation, cellular component: SCAR complex; cytoskeleton; lamellipodium. Gene Ontology annotation, molecular function: protein kinase A regulatory subunit binding; Arp2/3 complex binding. Lineage: Eukaryota; Metazoa; Chordata; Actinopteri; Syngnathiformes; Syngnathidae. The record is from RefSeq and is a predicted model, not a curated record.